AUGACCAAAGGAUUGGUGACGUUCAGGGAUGUGGCCAUUGCUUUCUCUCAGGAGGAGUGGGAAUGCCUGGACCCUGCUCAGAGGGACCUGUAUGUGGAUGUGAUGCUGGAGAACUACAGUAACUUGGUCUCCCUGGAAUGUGGGAAGGCCUUUUUUAGUGCCUAUCGGCUUACUGUGCAUCAGAGAUUGCAUACUGGUGAGAAACCCUAUGGAUGUAAGGAAUGUGGGAAGACCUUUAGUUGGGGAUCAAGCCUUGUUAAACAUGAGAGACUUCAUACUGGUGAGAAACCCUACCAGUGUAAAGAAUGUGGGAAAGCCUUUAGCCGGGGCUAUCAACUUACUCAACAUCAGAAGAUUCAUAUUGGUAUAUUUCAUACUGUUGAGAAACCCUAUGAAUGUAAGGAAUGUGGGAAGGCCUUUAACUGUGGCUCAAGCCUUGUUCAACACGAGAGAAUCCAUACUGGCGAGAAACCCUAUCAGUGUAAAGAAUGUGGGAAGGCCUUUAGUCGUGGUUAUUACCUUACUCAACAUCAGAAAAUUCAUACUGGUGAGAAACCUUUUGAAUGUAAGGAAUGUGGGAAGGCCUUCAGUUGGGGCUCAAGCCUUGUUAAACAUGAGAGAAUCCAUGCUGGUGAGAAAUCCUAUGAAUGUAAAAAGUGUGGGAAGGCCUUUUGUAGUGGGUACCAACUCACUCGACAUCAGAUAUUUCAUACUGGUGAGAAACCCUAUGAAUGUAAGGAAUGUGGAAAGGCCUUCAAUUGUGGCUCCAGCCUUGUUCAACACGAGAGAAUCCAUACUGGCGAGAAACCCUAUCAAUGUAAAGAAUGUGGGAAGGCCUUUAGUCGUGGCUAUCACCUUACUCAGCAUCAGAAAAUCCAUACUGGUGAGAAACCUUUUAAAUGUAAGGAAUGUGGGAAGGCCUUCACUUGGCGCUGUGGCCUUGUUAAACACGAGAGAGUCCAUACUGGUGAGAAACCUUAUGAGUGUAAAGAAUGUGGGAAGGCCUUUAGUAGUGGCUAUCAACUCAGUAUUCAUCAGAGAUUUCAUACUGGUGAGAAACCUUAUCAGUGUAAGGAAUGUGGAAAGACGUAUAUUCGUGGUACAAGCCUUGCUCAACAUGAGAGAAUUCAUAGUAGUGAUAAACCCUUUGGAUACAAGGAAUGUGGGGAGGGCUUUAUAUGGACAGCUUACUCAAAUGAGAAAAUUCAUACUGGUGAAACUUUAGGAAUUUAA
Molecule: messenger RNA, 1233 nt
Organism: Orycteropus afer afer
Lineage: Eukaryota; Metazoa; Chordata; Mammalia; Tubulidentata; Orycteropodidae
Source: RefSeq, a predicted model, not a curated record